AUAUUUCGAGCUCGAAGCAGGGGGCGGCGCUCUCCAAGAAAACCUGGGCCCGGCUUGACUUGGUCCUCAAUCGUAGUACGGCGAAGAGUCGAGAGGCAGUGUCCAUCCGAGGUGGAAGGAGCAGCUAACCAUCCUCUAGUGUUUGCCCGUGUGAAGGCCUAACAUCGCCGCAGACAUGCCGUUCAAGGCCCCCGAGAACCCCAAAUGCCCCAAGUGCGGAAAGUCCGUGUACCACGCCGAGGCUCGGGUGGUUGGCGAUAUUUCCUUCCAUAAGGAAUGUUACAAAUGCAGUAUGUGCAACAAGAUGUUGGACUCCACCAACUCCAACUGCCACGAGAAUAUCCUGUACUGCAAGACUUGCCACGGACGGAAGUUUGGACCCAAGGGAUACGGCUUCGGAGGCGGCGCUGCUGGCCUCAGCAUGGACACUGGCGCACACCUCGAGAAGAGGAACGAAUUGGCGCCGUACAAGCCUCCUAAAGCCAAGGCCGGCGAAGGAUGCCCUCGCUGCGGAGGCAAGGUCUUCGCUGCCGAGGAGAUGCUGGCCAAGGGCAAGAGCUACCACAGGACCUGCUUCAACUGCAAGAACUGCCGCAAGCCUCUCGACUCCGUGGUUCAUUGCGAUGGUCCCGAUAAAGAUGUCUACUGUAAAGUGUGUUACGGCAAAUUGUUCGGUCCGAAAGGGUAUGGUUUCGGAGCGGGCGCCGGCACGCUGACCUGCGGCGAAGGCCUAGAGAUCUCCCCCAUCGUGCGUCCCCAUGGCAACCCAGACGCCAUUAUUCCCGCACACGAGGGUGAGAUCCCUUGUCCUCGCUGCGGCGGCCGAGUGUUCAUGGCAGAGCUCAUGAUGGCCAAAGGAAGGCCAUUCCACAAGAAGUGCUUCAAGUGCCGCCAGUGCAAGCGCCCCCUGGACUCCAUGGUGCACUGCGACGCCCCCGACGGCGAGGUCUACUGCAAGCUGUGCUACGCCAAGAAGUACGGCCCCAAGGGCUACGGCUUCGCUGCCGGCGGUGGCGGUGUGCUCACUGCCGAGAACAUUCCCGGCGGUGAAUCCAUGCCCGGUGUGAACCCUGGAUCCGCGGCGCUGGACGUGAGCAAGAUCAAGGCCGAGGAAGGCAAGGGCUGCCCUCGCUGCGGCGGCAAGGUCUUCAUGGCUGAGGAGAUCAACGCCCGCGGAAGACCUUUCCACAAGCGCUGCUACAACUGCUGUCUGUGCCACCGCCCUCUGGACUCCAUGACGGGCUGCGACGCCCCCGACAACGAGGUGUACUGCAAGCUCUGUUACGCCAAGAAGUACGGCCCCAAGGGUUAUGGCUUCGCUGCUGGCGGCGGCGGCGUCCUGGUCGCUGAGAACAUUUCUGGCGGCGAAGACGAUUCCAAGAAGAAGCGCGCCGAUCUGGGCCGCAUCGACACCUCCAAAAUCAAGGCCGAGGAGGGCAAGGGCUGCCCGCGCUGCGGCGGCAAGGUCUUCAUGGCCGAGGAGAUCCACGUCCGCAACCGCAGCUUCCACAAGCGCUGCUACAACUGCCUCCACUGCCACCGCCCGCUCGACUCCAUGACGGGCUGCGACGCCCCCGACGGCGAGAUCUACUGCAAGCUAUGCUACGCCAAGAAGUACGGCCCCAAGGGCUACGGCUUCGCCGCUGGCAGCGGUGGCGUCCUGGUCGCCGAGAACAUCCCCGGCGGUUUGUCUCAAAUGCCCGGCGUCAACCCCGCCUCGGCAGCCAUCGACACCACCUCCAUCCCCGCGGCGCCCGGCGAAGGCUGCCCUCGCUGCGGCGGCAAGGUCUUCACGGCCGAGGAGAGGCUGUCCCGCGGAAAGAAGUGGCACAAGCGCUGCUACAGCUGCCUGGACUGCACCCGCCCCCUGGAUGCCAUGGUGUUCUGCGACGGCCCUGACGGAGAGAUCUACUGCAAGCUUUGCUACGCCAAGAGGUUCGGCCCCAAGGGCUACGGUUUCGCCGCUGGUGCUGGUGGCGUCCUUGUGCCGGAGAACAUUGCCGGCGAAGACGAGAUCUUCGACCCCGAGGCUCCCCCCAUCUCCAGGGCCCCCGCCUUUACGGUGCUCGACGUGACCAAGAUCCCGGCCAAGGAAGGCCAGGCUCGCUGCCCCCGCUGCGGAGGCGCCGUGUUCCAGGCUGAAUCCAUGCCCUGCAGGGGCAAGGAAUGGCACAAACGCUGCUACAACUGCUGCGAGUGUCAUCGCCCUCUGGACUCCAUGCUGUCUUGCGACGCCCCCGACGGCGAGAUCUACUGCAAGCUGUGCUAUGCUAAGCGCCACGGACCUAAGGGUUACGGAUACGGCCAUGUGCCUGCUCUUGUCUCCAUCGGCAGUGAAGAUGGCGUGCCCAUCCCGACCGACAUCAGGCAGUUCGGUUUCGGGGCCAAGGGACCCAAGAACUGGGUGCCUCCGAUCCCUACCGUGAACAACCCCAACCAGCCCCGUGGCCCACCCCCGUCCAGCGCUCCUUCCCUCGGGGCACAGGUACAGCAUUCACUGAUCGAGCCGCCUAAGCCUAUGCCUAUCAGCGCUGGCAUGCCCGUUCCUCGUGGCUUUGACUCGGUUGGACAGCAAGGAAGUCAGCAGGUGACAACCCAGCACGUGACCAUUCAGGGCGGCAGUCAGCAGGAAACGAGCACAAAGGUCAUUACCCAGCAGUCCUCCAGCAGCAGCAGCGUUCAGGAGUUCAGGACUGUAACACGGGUAGAGCGUGUGGAGGAGAGCAGGAGCAGGAGCGCCAGCAGCAGCAGCUCCUCUACUGUAACCCGCAAGGUGGUACAGGGAGGCUUGGUUCAGGGCGAAGCUGUGCCAAUCGUCGCCGGAAUCCACAUGGAGGAGGGCGAGGCCGUGCCCAUCGUCGCCGGCGUUGUGCCCCAAGGUGAUGUAACAGAAGGCGUGGCCGACAUGUAAAGAGGAAGAUCAAGACGAGAACAUCAUUCAUUGUUGUGAAGCUCAACGAACCAGUUAGAAGCUUUUCGACGAAGCAUUUCACCACUCUAAAAGGAUUCGAAUCUUCAUUAGAUGAUCUAACUCUCUUUUAAGAGAUUUAGAUAUUAAUCUUUCAUGACAUUUAGUCUGCGAAAGAAUUCUUAAAGUCUGUAGCUCCUUUGCUCAAAGAUUGGAUUUCUGUAAACUGGUGUAUUUUGAUUUUUAAAUUUGCUUUUAUUGGUGUGAAUAACGCAACUUUGAUGUUUUAUUUCAAAGUUAUUGUGAUGUAAUAAAAAUCAUGAUAUCAGUACUUAGAUUAAGCCCUAUAGACAAGUAUGAAUAUGCUUCCCAAGGAAAUGUUAUCAUUGGAACAACCUCGACAAGAUCGGUAAUAACCUUUUCCAGCAAGCACAGAUCCAUCGUCAUAAAUCACCAUGAAAACAAGCACACUAUAAACACUAAGGUAUUCCCUCUCAACGGAAAGACACAACAUUCAUGUAAGUGGACCUAUUCCGAACCCUGUCACUGAGGGUGGACACUGUACCUCGUAUAUUGGCAGUGCACGCGCGUGUGGCACGGCCUCGUCAGCAGCAACUCACCCGCAUCGCAGAACCGAGCACGAACGGGUACGGAAGCAAAGAGUUGUAGCCAAAUUAACAUCUGUAACCAACUCGCUGCUGAUUCGUCUUCGCAAGCAGUACUUCACAGUGACCUCUAAAGGCACGGAGGGAUAUCGUAAUGUCGAACGAACGAGCGAACCGCCGGGCGAACCCUGCUCCUGCGGCUGACGUAGGAUCGAAGUGCUGGUUCACGGGUAACCUGCGACCCACUCGGCUCAGGCGCUGGCGUUCGACCCGCAGGUUGUUGCCAUGUUUAGGAAUUCCGUAGUUGUAUGAACUCUUCAUGAUUGUCUUCUCGUCCUUCGCCGGGAAAGCUUUUGUCGACGACUAUGCCGGAUCGAAGGGUUUUUGUUUUUUGUUUAUGCCAAAGCAACUCGUAGCCGAAACAUGGCGCCAAACAGAGGAAGGUUGGGAGAUCCGUUGUAGGAUUAGGUUAAAGUGACGAUCCUCCCGGUAUCCGGAGAAAUUACUUUCGCCUAUCAACGUUGUGAAAUCAUUGUACAAUAAUUCAUGCAGGGUACGAUGAAGAUAAUGAUAGUGUUUUGUUUUAUUAUUUUAUCACCAUUGCAGUUGCUUGUAGAUAGGUGUUCAGUUAUCAUUCAAUAAUCUGCAACUGAAACAAGCAAGCGUAUACAUUCAUUACUGGCAACAAGAAAUUUUUUUUAAUUUAUAAGUAAAUUAGCUGGAAUAGUAAAAUUGGAAUUAAAUUAUAAUUUAAGAUAUUUUAUUUAAUCUUGGUGAAUCACCGAUAUUUUUUCCAUUAUAAUUAGUAUAAACGAUAUUUAUUUAUCAUCAUAUCCAACGAAUUCAUACAGAUGUAUGGAGUGAGAAUUUCAACAGAAAUAUGAUAAUGGCAUAUUGUAGUAGAUUAGACUUUUUUUCGGGGGGGAGGGGGUUGGUAAGGAAUGAGUAAGGCCCGCUGUCUGUGCGGGAACGAAACUCUAAUGUUUGUAUCUUAGUUUAGUCCACGAGAGUCUGCUCCCCUUUGGAAACGAGGGGACAAGCGCUGAGAAGGGAAGCAGAUUCUUUUCCAAUCGUUAAUCGUGUUCGAUCCUUCUAUAUAUACACAUACAUAUGCAUAAAUAUAUAUUAACAUUGUAUACAGUCAUUGUUUGCCUUGUACAAGAACCUCACUAUUGUUCGAUUUUCCUUUUCGACUCUUUUUAUGUACUGACGAUGGGUCUUGUAUGAAGCAUCUAUUUUUGAUUACCCGAAGAUGUCCAAAUCUCCAGCGGACCCGCCCGCAGUCUCAUGAUACCUCAUGGCUCGUGAUCGCCUCAUGAACCUCUCAUUCUUUGUGACAAUUCACUGCCAUAUCCUGCCUUGUCGUAUGCGUAAGCUGUACUUCCUACCAUGAAGUAGCCAGAAAGCGAGCGAGAGAACGAGAGAAAGAGAGUAAGAGAGAAAGAAAGAGAGAGAGACAGAGAAGUAAUAAUAAUAAUCAAAUCGAAAAUGUAUGGCCUCUCUUGCGGGCGUUUCCUCACACAGCGACCAGCCCGCGUGGCUGUGGCGAGGGAGGCGCCCGCAUCUCAGAUCCUCAGCCCUCAUCAGACAUGCCCGCGGGUAUGUCUCAUGCAGCGCUGCCGCUUUGGAGGUCUGGACGCUUUAGGUGUUCAGUUUGAUGGUUAUUUUGAUAAUCAUUCUUGCCAUUAUUAUUCAUGUAAGGUUAUAGAUUUUAUCAAGGUCAACUGGUUAUUUCAGAUUUAAACUUUGAUCCACUUAGUCCAUUGUUACGUCGUGUUUUUUGUGUUAGAUUAGAUUUGUUGCAAAUUCAAAUCUGUUAGCAACGAAACAAGCUUUAUAUGAAGUAUCUCACACUGUGCAUUUGUUUUAAUUAAAUAUUAAAUGUUUU
Messenger RNA from Penaeus chinensis, 5401 nucleotides. RefSeq names its product muscle LIM protein Mlp84B-like. Lineage: Eukaryota; Metazoa; Arthropoda; Malacostraca; Decapoda; Penaeidae. The record is from RefSeq and is a predicted model, not a curated record. The coding region runs from base 176 to 2911 and encodes 911 amino acids. The transcript has 19 exons. Gene Ontology annotation, cellular component: Z disc; nucleus; cytoplasm. Gene Ontology annotation, biological process: muscle tissue development; sarcomere organization. Gene Ontology annotation, molecular function: actinin binding; structural constituent of muscle.